GUGUUCUCCUCCCUCAUUCCUCGCUCUCUCCCAUCCUCUUCCUCUUUUCUUUUUGGCCUUCCCUACAUUUUGACCCCCCCUGCACGGGGGCUGGCGGCUUGAGCACCGGGAUCGUUGCCAGAACUCCGAGAACAAGAACAAAAACGACAAGGAGGACCUCCAGCGCGACAUGGAGAAGGCCAACGCCGCCAUCGAGACCAUGAAGACCGAGGAUCGGAUAACACCGACCUGCAGGCCCAGAUCAAGGAGCUGGGGUACGAGAUCGGCAACUCCACGCAGGACAAGCAGGAACUCCUGGCGAUGAGGACCGCCGAAACCAGCAGGUUCAGGAGUGCGUUGGAGACGGACAAGCGGGCAGCCGAGCUGAUCACGAAGGCCAUCGAGACAAUGGCGGCGUUCUACGAGCGGAACAAGCUCAGCGCCAUCCAGGCCACCUCCAAGAGAAGAGAAGAGCCCGAGUACUCGUCGGACCCCGACAGGGCGCCCGAGACCUCUUGGGACGGCGACAAGUACGCCGGCAGGAAGAGCGAGCAUGUGGGCGUCACGGCGAUCCUGGAGAUGAUCCGCGAGGACGUUUACAAGGAGAUGGAGACCGCCAAGAGGGACGAGGCCUCGGCGCAGGGCGAGUACAAGAAGCAGAGCGCCGCCCUAGCGGACGCCAUCCGCUCCCAGGAGAUGUCCAAGGCGGCGUCCGAGAAGGAGUUGGCGGAGCUCCAGGCGAAGAUCCUCGCCAAGGAGGAGUUUCUCAGCGCGAAGACCGACCUGGAUGGCGAGACCAAGCUGGCGGCCUCGAUCUACGACGACUGCUCGUGGGUGUCGGGCGGGGCGCGCGGCGCUGGCCCCUCCUUCGACACCCGGGCCCAGAAGCGGAAGACCGAGAUGGACGGCCUGGUCGCGGCCAAGAACUACCUCGCCGGCGUCGAGGACGGCACGGCGCUCGACGCUGGCGCCAGCUCCUGAAGACGUCGCGCGCGGCCGCGCCGGGCGCUGGCGCGCCAAAAUCGGCGGCGCGCGCGGUCGUCAGGGCAACGUCAGGGGGGGCGGAGACCGCCCUUGGGCGUGCCAGAGAGCACGGCUGAUUUGGGCCUCGUACACCACCUCCUCUUCCUCCACCUCCUCCUCCUCCUCCUCCUCCUCCUCCUCCUCCUCUUCUGCCUCCUUCUC
Molecule: messenger RNA, 1164 nt
Organism: Prorocentrum cordatum
Lineage: Eukaryota; Dinophyceae; Prorocentrales; Prorocentraceae
Source: the annotation of a GenBank genome assembly